AUGCCAAGGGCAACACCAACUAAAUCAAGACUUUCCGAGACAAAAAUUGGAGGUUCAAUUCCCCCAGAAGAAAAGUUCACUGGAACAGAGGAUGCAGCUAAGUUACACGUUUUCAUCACAAAUAUGGGAAUGAGGAUGGACACGAGACAACUUGACACUGAUGCAGAAAAAAUAGCAUUCUUGUGCGACAGAUUAUACGGUACUGCUGGGGUAUGGGCAGCACAAUGCUACCGCAAUUCACCAGGUUGCACAUAUGAAUCUUUCAAGACAAAAUUUGUUGAACAUUAUGCACAUAAAAUUGACCAUCAUAAGAUUAUCAAUCAACUACUAAACAUGAAAGAAGAUACAUUAGGAUUGGAGGACUAUAAUCUUAAAUUCACAGAAUAUGCAGCUCUGUUUCCUCCAUCUAUGACAAUUGACAAAUUUUUAGUUAGUAUCUAUCUUCGAGGUUUAAAAGGCGAAACAGCACGCUUUGUAUUAAACGAACAACCAUCUUCACUUAGCGAAGCAUGCAUUAGAGCAGAACGAGUUCGUUUACCAGACACCAGGGGAUACUAUAAUGCUAAGGAAACUCACGAGGAAAUCCUCAAGGCAACUAAUUCUGUCAAUAACAUAACUGACAAGAACGAACAAUCUGCAAAUAUGACUGUCGCUCCUAUUAUUCAUAAACCACAGUCAUACCACAAGAAUACUAAGUUUAAACAAUAUCCAAAAUAUGGAAAACAAAAAAGAUAUAAUAACCGCCAUAAAACACCAAAAUGUUACGGAUGUGGGAAAAUAGGUCAUUUCUUAAGAAACUGUCCAGAAAAAUCGACAAAAGCGAGUUCUCCUUAA
Messenger RNA from Vanderwaltozyma polyspora DSM 70294, 834 nucleotides. RefSeq names its product AGL178W family transposase. Bases 1 to 834 code for a protein of 277 amino acids. The transcript has a single exon. The record is from RefSeq and is a predicted model, not a curated record. Lineage: Eukaryota; Fungi; Ascomycota; Saccharomycetes; Saccharomycetales; Saccharomycetaceae. Gene Ontology annotation, molecular function: zinc ion binding; nucleic acid binding.